AUGAACGGCAUCUUCAUCGCAGACCUGGUCUUUUACCUCAUCCUUCUUCACCCAGUUCUCUACAUCCUUUGGACCCGCCGUGCAGGCGGGCUUCUGGCAUGGUACUACCUAAGUAUCUUCUGCGUCGCCCGUAUCGUGGGCGGUGCGAUGGGAGUACACAAUAGCCAGAGUCUUGCGGCAAAUAUCCUUGUCGGCGUGGGCAUCUCGCCGCUCAUCCUAGCCAUCGAUGGCUUACUUCAUGAAGCCCGCUUCUAUCGUAAGCCCGGCAGACAGUGGCUAGGUUGGGCCGUGGUGACUCUAGCGACAGCGAUAAUGGGAGCAGCCCUCGCGCUCGCUAUCACAGGCGCCUUGGACAUCUAUAAGGGUCACCCCAAGCUGGACAGCCUCGAUCAUUGGAUUACUGGCACGGGGCUGAUGCUCUUGGUCUGGGGAUUGGAGGUGAUCUGGGCGUGUGUGCUGCUUCUUCCCGCGCAGCGACGGAAGGAUGGCUUCUCGUUUCAGAUUGGCACCACGCUGUUACAAGGAGGGUUUCUAGUCUUGCUUUUCGUGGGGAUUCGGGUUAUUUACCAGUUGAUUGCGGUUUGCACGCAGCGCAAAGAUCUCAGCUCCAGUACCGGCAGUAUGGCGGUGCGGGUGGUUCUGGUGUUCCUGCCUGAAGCAUUUACGGUUCUGUCAAUGGCGCUUGUUGGGAUCCAGACGAGGAAUGCCCACCGGAGUUAG
This is a messenger RNA of Aspergillus homomorphus CBS 101889, 720 nucleotides long. RefSeq lists its product as uncharacterized. NCBI's taxonomy places the organism in Eukaryota, Fungi, Ascomycota, Eurotiomycetes, Eurotiales, Aspergillaceae. Bases 1 to 720 code for a protein of 239 amino acids. The record is from RefSeq and is a predicted model, not a curated record. The transcript is spliced from 3 exons.